CUCAGCCUUGAACAAUAUCGAGGGCCAUUUCUUCAACUCACAUAGUAUUUCUCUACUGCUUCGACUUACCUCAACCAUCUAUCUCCUGGCCUUCCGAUCUGAGGGUGGUUAGACAUUCAGACCUUUCGACCAUCUUGAGCCACGGUGCGUUCCGCAGGCUAAGAUGAAUGUAUCCGAGUCAUAGCCAACGCUACCUCUACCUCGUGCCUCCUUCCCACCGAUCUGACUGUGCAGCGACUCAGGUCAACGGGACCGGGGCAACUGAGCCGAUCUCUGACUGCUAGCCUUCAUCCUUCAUCCUUCAUCCUUCAAACCUCCUCAUCUUCGUUCUUGUCCUCCCACUUCACCGGCAAUCAUGGAUGGCGGUGCGAAUCAGCGUCCCGCGGCACCUGCGCCAGCACAGCAAGCCUCUUUGAUUCGUCCAGAACAGGUGCAACGGCUGCCACAACUCAACCCCGCACAGAAGCAGCAAUAUGAGCAGGGCGUCAAAAGAUUCUGGGAGAUUCUCAACAACACCCCCCAAGGAGAUCCAAAGUACAAUGAGGCAUACCAAGGGCUGGUGCGCACGUCAAGCCAACUGAUGGCAGGUAUGAAACAGUGGCAACAAACCGCCAAACAGAGACAACUUGCUCAACAACAAGCGGCCCAGCAGGCAGCACAACAACAGCAGGCACAACAACAGGCGGCGCAACAGCAACAGCAACAAGCCCAGCCGCAGCCACAAGUACAAAAGCAGGCCACACAAGCUCCUCAAGCGCAAGGAGGAACAGCUCAAGGUGGAAAUAGUAGUGUCCAGUUCAAUCAGUUGAUGCCUGAGAUCCAGAAAAGAGUCAAUGAACAAAAUUUCUAUUAUCCGCCAGCCAUGACGAAAGGUACAGAACCCGCCGAGAACUGGUUGCGAGAAGCAAAGGCUCGUCUAGGACAGGCUCUCCAGAGACUUCAAGUGGCCAAACAGAAGAAGACAGAAUUCCAGCGACAGGCACAGCAACGACAGCAAGCGGGAAACCCUCUGACACCCCAAGAGACCGAGGUCUACAACAAUAAGAUUGCGCAGUGUGAUCGCGCAAUCAGUGAAAGUGGUUCAUUCAUGAAAAAGUUCAAUGAGCAACAAGAACAAUUCCGCAGCGCUCAACCCCAGCAUCAAUAUACCAAACAAGCCGCAGCGGCUGGGGAAGCGGCUGAGCCUGGUGCGAUGCCUCACAUGCAACCUGGCGCCCAAGGACCACAGGCACAUUCAAUCAGCAGUGCUGUUUCUGCCGCGCGUAACCAAGCAAGUGCAGCCCAAACCGCCAGUCCCGCAGUGACUACCACACAAGCAGGUCAGAUCACAACCACGACAACUCAACAAACCCCAGCUUCGGCAACUCAACCACAAUUCCCUCCUUCAGCUCAACCAGAUAGCGCCACAUCAGCACGUCCAGUAUCUCAUCAAGGUCAAGCCAUGACUCCUCAGGCCGCGGCGCAUGCGGCGCAGCCAGGCGUCCAUCCUCAUCCUCUCAAUACCAGUAUCAACAGCGCCAAAACCGCCACCCCGGUCAUCACCAAGAACCUCCAAGUUGCCGAACCCAAACCUGUUCAAAUGCCACCAUCCCGACCAACCUUGACUGGAGGCGCAGGAGUUGGAUUGCCCGGACAACUUGCUCAACCAGCCAUUACAGCGUUGCCAGGAUACGUGUUGGAAUCAAGCGAAGAUGGACGGGUCCUUUCGAAGAAGAAACUGAACGAGCUAGUUCGCGAAGUCUGCGGUCCAGGUCCUGACGAGCAGCUUGACCCAGAAGCCGAAGAGAUCUUUCUCUCAAUCGCUGAUGACUUCGUCGACGAACUUGUCACUCAAGCCUGCAAGUUGGCCAAACUCCGUGGUUCGUCUAGCUUGGAAUUGCGCGACAUCCAGAUUGUUCUCGAACGCCAGUACAACAUCCGUGUUCCUGGUUAUUCGACCGACGAGGUGCGAACUGUGCGACGUCCUCAAGCUGCGCCUGGCUGGGCUCACAAAAUGAGCGCUGUCCAAGCUGCGAAGUUGACUGGAGGUGGCGGCAGCGCAGCGACGGGUGGUUCCACUGGAAAGGACACCUGAUCGACAGCUUUGGUCGUGAUUAGGCGUUGGGAAGCCAACAUCUGAAAGAUCACGGAUUCAUACUGUGUACUCUAAUGCAUGACUCAGGCGUGGCACGAAUCGAUACCAUGAGCAUUGGGACAGGAACGAUAUUGGCAGCAGGGGCAUCGUCGGCGUUGAUGGAUGCAUGCUUCCUCAAGAUAUCUUGGUCAAGAACGAGGACAUGACUACUGUACUUGCUGCUAAGCAAGCACUCAGAUAGAGAGAAUGAUCAGUCAUCUCCUAAAAA
This is a messenger RNA of Exophiala xenobiotica, 2342 nucleotides long. RefSeq lists its product as uncharacterized. The transcript has 2 exons. Gene Ontology annotation, cellular component: SAGA complex; transcription factor TFIID complex; SLIK (SAGA-like) complex. Lineage: Eukaryota; Fungi; Ascomycota; Eurotiomycetes; Chaetothyriales; Herpotrichiellaceae. Gene Ontology annotation, biological process: RNA polymerase II preinitiation complex assembly; DNA-templated transcription initiation. Gene Ontology annotation, molecular function: protein heterodimerization activity; TBP-class protein binding; DNA binding. The coding region runs from base 356 to 2074 and encodes 572 amino acids. The record is from RefSeq and is a predicted model, not a curated record.